Strongylocentrotus purpuratus (purple sea urchin) is the source of this 3226-nucleotide messenger RNA. Its product is annotated as D-aspartate oxidase. Gene Ontology annotation, molecular function: D-amino-acid oxidase activity; FAD binding. The record is from RefSeq and is a predicted model, not a curated record. NCBI's taxonomy places the organism in Eukaryota, Metazoa, Echinodermata, Echinoidea, Camarodonta, Strongylocentrotidae. The coding region runs from base 500 to 1624 and encodes 374 amino acids. The transcript has 9 exons.
UGUGUAAUAAUAAUUGAUAGGUGUUAAUGAGUGUUGCCGGUUUCGUUCAAGCGGAAAAAGGAAUACAGGACAUUUGGUCAGUGUUUAAGGAGUUUAGAAUGAUGCUAGUGGCAUUAUUGUAUAAUAAAGAACGAAAAUUGCGUUUAUCCUACUUCGCUAGUAAACAGUUUGUUUCUAGACUUUAAAGAGCACCUCUAUUUACUUCGGACCUUGAAGAUAGAACUGUGAAUGAUGUGGAGUCUAUUUAAGGUAAUUAGGUUACAGGCAGUAAACAUUAGCACUUCCGCACAGGAAAGUGCAUCGGCGCGCAUGCAACUUUUCUUUAUUGUCGAAAGAUAAUAAUAUUCAGUUCUUGUAUAGCGCAUUUCAAUAACGUCCCUAUGCGGUUCCAGAGAGCUUUGGAUAUUAAUACCCUAGCUUUAUCUCCGGCAGCCGUUAUCAGUGCACAGUGCGUUACAAGGAAUCCUACCAGGUGUUAAUAGUGAGCUAUAUAUUGACCAUGUCGACUUCGAGCGCCCGAACGAGGAGAGUAACGGUGGUCGGCGGGGGACUGGUCGGUUUGUCUACCGCCAUCAUCAUUCAGGAAAAUGUGCCGAAUGUUCACGUCGAACUCCUCGAUGACUUCGGGUUUACGACCACGUUGCUGAGCAGAGCGAACUCGAAGGCGAUGAAAGGUUUCAGGACAUCAAGCCCUUCGGAGAAAAUCGGAAACAGAUCGGCCGAGAUUCUAAGUAACAUGGGUCCUAGAGCAGAUGAUGAGGGUCAAUCGUUUGUUGCUGACGUCAUAAAAGAUGGCCUCAAUGUCGGAGCUGCGGCGCUCUUAACCCAAGAGCUUUCAAGCACGAGAUCAACAUCGAGGGUUUGGUCAUCUGAUGAUGACGUCAUAUGGAUGCCUCAGUCAGUCCCCGGGCUUGAUGACGACACUACUGGGAGAGGUGGAUAUUACAGAUUCUGGGCAGUGCUCACAUGGUAUCACUUAUACGAACUGAUGCAGAAAGAAAGCUCUUACAGAACCGGAGUACGUCUCCUCUCUGACUACAUACUUCACCAAUGGAAAGAUAAACAGGUUUCUGAUUGGUGGAAAGACUUGGUACCGGAUUACACACCCCUCCAUAACAAAUUCCAUGAAGAUGAUGAUCAGUCCACGUCAGGCCCGCUGAAGUACAGUGUGAGCUUCACGACAGCGGUGAUAAAUGUACCCCGAUACGUGCAAUACCUGACCGAAAGAUUUCUAAGGUGUGGUGGUGGAAUCACAAGAGGCCAAAUUUCAUCGAUAAAUGAGCUGCCAGGGCCAUGUGAGUUGCUUGUUAACUGCUCGGGUAUGAACACUGAUCAGCGGAUCAGCGACAAAGCAGAACUUCCAGAGGUGCAAGCCCAACAGUUAUCGCUAACCCCAUCUAUGCAAGCAUCAAACUGCUUAAAAGCUUGCCUACAUGUAAGUGAACGCGGUCGUUUAGAGACAGACACAGUCACACAAAAAGGACGUCCUCUGCCGGUUGUCCACAACUAUGGCUACGACCAAAACCACUUGGCAACUUUACAUUGGGGAUGUGCCCAGGAGGCAGCUCGACUUGUAAGUGACAUCUUGGCUGGACGAUUCAUCGGAACAACCUCAAAACUCUGACAGAAACACAAGUCAUUCACUAUGUAGGAUCUAGAAUGUAGCAUACAGUGUGGGUCAAUAAAAGGGAACCAAUAUUCAGGCCCUGAUAUCUUACAAACCAAGUUGCUUUCAUAUUAUAAUGGUAUGCCGUUUUCUUCUAUUUAGUAGGGUGUUCCCCAAAGUGCAAUCAUGGAUGCCUGAGCGCUAUAUAAGCACUGUAAUUAUUAUUAUUAUUAUUAUUAUUAUAACCCAAAUGUGUGAGGAAUGUUAUCCAUAGUUACUGCCCUUAUGAGUGGGUGCAUUGAAUUGGAAUGAAGAGCAUUGAAAGACAGCUUGGAUUGACCAUCUAAUUCAUUCCAAACUUGGGCAGGGGCAAAUUUGACAUGAAUCUGGAAAAAUGCUACUCUUUAGUUAUCCAUUGCCAGAUUUGAUUGAUCAAUGGGUCAAAUUAAAACAGAAAAUCUGGUAGACUACUAUAUAUCUGUAACUAAAUCUUUAUGUGUUGAUGCAAAUAUAUCUAGGGUUGAAUCUGAGCUUCCAUUUUUGUAUGACUCACACUGUAUAUUUGUUCACUACUCAUUCUCAUCAUAUCAGCAAACAAUUUCAUGAAUGAUCAUUCAGUUUGUAAUGUUUGUAAAUGUGUACGACUAAAGCCUUUGCUUGUAGCUUCAAGCUUAGAUUAAUUGUUAAGAGUCACAAGGUCAUCAGCUCUAUGUAACAGUAUAUAAGUUAACUCCCUUGUGGCUCCAAAACAGACAAUACAAUCAUUAUUUGAUCUUUCUUUGGAAAUAAAUUUCCAUCUUGAUAAAAUUUAAUGUCACUGAAUGACAAAGAUACAUCACUUGUAUAUUAACUACAGGGUAAAAUGAUCUAUUUAAGAGUUAGAGCUUCUGAGAACGGUGUUAACUCUGUGCUACAGAAUGCCCUACCCUUGGACCGGAAGUUGAGCUCAUCAAUUAUAACCUUUCAACAAAAAUUGAAGACUUUGUUGAUGAAUAUGGCGUACUGUUAAUGUUAGGAAUAGGAUUAUUAUCCGAGUUAGAAUAUUUUGUUGGCUAUUUCAUGUAGUAGUAUAUUGAACUUAUGUUGACCAUUUGUCGCCUUUUCGUGUUGUAAUAUCUUAGUUUUGUUGAAUUUUGAUUAAUGACCAUAUUCUUGUAAUGUCUAUGAUUUGUAGAUCUAUGGGCCCAGGGUGCCUAUAUGUCGGCAGAGUUGUGCGCAAUAUAAGUGUAGAAUUAUUAUUAUUAUUAUUAUUAUUAUUAUAAUUACAGCAUAAUGCCUUUCAGGGUCUCUGGAGAUGAGAAAUAUAAGUAUUUUUUAAAAGUUUAGAAUUAGUAAAAAUGUAAUACCCAUAUGCAUUAUAUCAUUUUGAUGAAAUUUAUUGAAUAUCGCAAUGUUUGUAUUUUAAACUGCUGCAUUUACCUGUAUUACUUUCUUUCUUCCGAGCUCUUCUUAUUCAGAUAAAAAGAGUGUUUCUUAUGUUUGUAUUUAUUUAGAUAAAAACAUAUAUACAUAUUAGCAUGUUUUUUAUUAUUCAUUCACCUUGAAUGUGACCUUCGUUAAAUUCAUAUAACAUAUCGUUUUACUGGUGUUUGAAAUAAAUUGAACUGAAGAUACUACAUA